CCCCUGUGUCCCAAGGCCCCGCCUCCCCGUUGUGCUGAGCACAAGGCUUCUACUCUAGGCUUUUCGGCUUGUACGGGGCCCGCAGGCCUGCUGCGGGGAGUGUGGGAACUGUCGCACCGCUCACGGCCUGUAGUGCCCUUGGACACUUUGCUAAAUUCAGACUCUCUUGUGCAUGGAGGAACUGGAGCAAGGCCUGUUGAUGCAGCCAUGGGCGCGGCUACAGCUUGCUGAGAACUCCCUCCUGGCUAAAGCUUAUAUUACUAAGCAGGGCUAUGCCUUGCUGGUUUCAGAUCUUCAAGAGGUGUGGCACGAGCAGGUGGAUGCCAGUGUGGUCAGCCAGCGAGCCAAGGAGCUGAACAAGCGCCUGACUGCCCCCCCUGAGGCUUUCCUCAGUCAUUUGGAUGAUCUGCUUCGCCCACUGUUGAGGGACAUGGAUUGCCCUGGAAAAGCUACCUUCUCCUGUGAUCACGUGGCAGAGGCACUGAUACUGCGGGUGCGGAGUGAGCUCUCCGGUCUCCCCUUCUGCUGGAAUUUCCACUGCAUCCCAGCUAGCCCUUCCCUGGUCUCCCAGCAUUUGAUUCGUCCCCUGAUGGGCAUGAGCCUGGCCCUGCAGUGCCAAGCGAGGGAGCUGGCCACGCUGCUUCGCAUGAAGGACCUGGAGAUCCAGGACUACCAGGAGAGCGGGGCCGCGCUGAGCCGAGAUCGGCUGAAGACAGAGCCGUUUGAAGAAGCAUCUUUCUUGGAACAGUUUAUGGUAGAGUGCGGUGUAACCAACGGCAGCAUCUCCUCUCCCCCGCAGAGACUGCCAGAGGCAUGCAGUGUUGGGGACGGAAGACCCUUUGUCACGCAUCUACAGAACCUGUACACGGCAGUCACCAGACGAGAGGCCCAAGCGAGGCAGAAGCUCAGAGACGCCGGAGAUCCUCAGGCCUCGGGUAGUGCCUCCCCCCACGGAACCAAUAGCCAACUUCCGAGCCAGCUGGAAGAGUCGGUUUCCUCGGCACCAGCCCACCCAGAGCCCGAGAAAGAGCCCACAGGUACUUCGGGCCCUGUGCAGAGACCUCAGCUGUCCAAGGUCAAGAGGAAGAAGCUAAAGGGGCUCUUCAGUUAAACUGCCCACUCUCUCAGCUGCUGAGGGUGGACUUGGAGAGUAGUUCCCUAGGGCCGCCUUGAAAGGAGCUCCUGCGGCAGCAGUGUCUCUGCCACGGUGUCCCAGUCAGAGGCAGGCUUGCCGAAGUCCACCCAGGUCACCGGAGGCCGCCUGAGCUGGUACUGUUCAACAAGCGAAUCUUGGUUCCAGCCCCUCGGGCACUGGCCUUCCCUGUCCGAGUGGAAGCCAGUCUAGGAAUCCGAUACUUGCCUCUCUUUCGGUGAAGGGUCCCUGGACCCAGGACCCUACCGUGGGCUUCAGGUAUACAGGACAUGUCAGCAAAAAGGCACAACGUGCUUAGGAAGCCUUGCCUAUCUUUCUCAGGUGUCCCCCUAGCCAGUCCCAGGUGCUCCUCAGGGACCCGCUCCUCCCUUUAGCAUGGAAUAAAAACCCUCACGCUCCGCUGCUUACUUGUUCUGUGGAACCCAUUGCCCGCUUCACUUCAAUGGACCCCAUCCCACUAUUGUCUCGGGUUCAAGUCCAUGCCCGCAGUCCAAUCCUUCAGGCUCUUAUGCUUCUCUGCCGUGGGUGUGCUCAGCCCCUGCGUGGGGACGUUAAUCUUGAGAACUCUCUCUGUGGUGGGCACCAGGCGGAGCAGGCGGCCUGUGCUCCCCUUUGCCCAACUGAUGUGAGGAUUUUUUGUGGCGGAGGGUGGGGUCUGAUUCCAAGGCGUAGACAACAGGUUAAACCACAACAUGGGAUCAAUAUUACAAAGAGCUUUGAAUCGUAGGGCUAAGGUAGUUGCCCACUGGAGUGAGAGAAGAGGGAGUUUCACCUUCCCUCCACCUCAAAUAACGUAGUAACUAGAAGAACUAGGAAAGAUGGGGUGACAGAGAACAGGAAGUGGCCGCAGGAGCUCUCUGGGACAAUGUAACUGACCUAUAGAAUGAAUAGUGUGUCACGAGAAAAAGAAUGUAAAGGUUCUACGAGAUAGGCAGAAUCUUAGACGUUCAGGGAGUCAGCUCUUUGGGCAGAUCUGGCAAGAUUGAGCAGACCAGGAUUCGCCAAGUCGCCUGACCUUCUCUGCUA
Messenger RNA from Phyllostomus hastatus (greater spear-nosed bat), 2179 nucleotides. It is a transcript of the gene NHEJ1, whose product is annotated as non-homologous end joining factor 1. Gene Ontology annotation, molecular function: DNA end binding. Bases 173 to 1111 code for a protein of 312 amino acids. Gene Ontology annotation, cellular component: nucleus; DNA ligase IV complex. The record is from RefSeq and is a predicted model, not a curated record. The transcript has 8 exons. NCBI's taxonomy places the organism in Eukaryota, Metazoa, Chordata, Mammalia, Chiroptera, Phyllostomidae. Gene Ontology annotation, biological process: double-strand break repair via nonhomologous end joining.